Messenger RNA from Schizophyllum commune H4-8, 1429 nucleotides. RefSeq lists its product as uncharacterized. The record is from RefSeq and is a predicted model, not a curated record. Bases 213 to 1340 code for a protein of 375 amino acids. The transcript has 2 exons. NCBI's taxonomy places the organism in Eukaryota, Fungi, Basidiomycota, Agaricomycetes, Agaricales, Schizophyllaceae.
CCGCUGGCCAUGCCGCAGGUAUAUAAGCCUGUGUUGGUGGCUGGUGCCUCCCAUCCUCCCCCGGAUUCAUCAGUCGCCCCGCUCCGAGUAGUCUUUGCUGUGCAAAGCUCUCUUCUCUUCUCUCCGUUCUCGUUUCCUUCACGUCGCCUCACGACUAGCUCAUCUGUUGCUCUUAUUAUUCUCUUCAUUUCUUGACAUUUUACGAAGUUAUCAUGGCUGCUGUUGUCGAUGCUCCCUACGCUUUCCUCUCCCAGCCCCCGCCUUCUAAGAAGCGCGCUGGGCCGGCUAUCCCCCUCCCCUCGCUCCCUCUUGGAGCCAACAACGAGAACGAGCGUCCCCGUCUCCGCCGUGCUGCACCUGCUCUCACCGGGAUCAACGUCUGGGCCGCUCAAGUCCAGCCUGGUUCCCCCGCUCCGCGCACUCCUGGCACGCCCUACACCCCCACCAGCCCUGGGCGUCGUUCCUCUACCUCCCGUCGUAGCUCCCUCUCCCGGCGCCGCUCCACCUCCCGCUCGAUCACCCACCGCGCUGCCCCCGCCGGCUCCUUCCUCAACCUCGUCGACACCCCCGCCACAGGCAGCUACAAGACGCCCGAGUUCGAUCUUACCGCGCUCGGCUACGACACCGUGUUCGUGAGCCUGCCCAAGACGCCGCUCACACCCGCGCACCUCGCGUGCCCGACGCAGAUGCCCCCGCCGCCGCCGUCCCCCGCGGGCAAGCGCGUGCGCCGCUUCCCGUCCUUCGGCAUCCUGCGCCGCGGCCGCGGCCGCGAGCCCAAGGUCCCCGCGUCGCCCACGGUGGCGUCCUCGCGCACGCACACGAAGAAGUCGGGCAGCGCGAGCAAGCCGCGCCCGCCCCCGCUCAACAACGACCUCCUGCUCGCGCAGUUCCUCGACGGCGGGCGGCUCGACCAGCACGCGACCCGCGCCAUGAACCGCGCCGCGGAGGGCGGGCCCGUCGGCGCUGUCCACCGCGACGCGCAGGGUGUGAUGUGGGUUGACGCCGCGGAGCCGCUUGAGUACGCGCCGCUGCUGGGCUCGCCUGCUUCCUCUGAGGGCAGCUGGGUCGCCUUCAUGCCCUACGAGCGCCGCGAGAGCGUCUCCAGCGCAGGUUCCUCGACCGCUGAUGUCGGCGCCGUCGUACGCCCCGCCGAGAUGUGCGCAAUCCCCGCGAUGCGCAUUGUCCGCCGCGCUGGUGGUGAGGCGCGAGACCGCCGUCGCCGUCGCCCGGCCCCGCUCAUGCUGUCUUCCCCUCCUGGGAUUGCGGCGCAGAAGGUCCCGGUGCAGGUCUCGCCUGCUCGUCGCACUGGCUUCUCCGACUCUUUUGCCCCGGAGCUGUGAGCGCACCUUUGCCACACUAUAAGCAUCUUUGGGGUCCUCGCACACUCUACCACACGAAAACGACAACACGCACACCCAUGCCACGCACG